AGUCUUGUACAGGUGUACCAGCUCCUCCCCUUCAGUCUUGCACAGGUGUACCGGCUCCUCCCCUUCAGUCUUGCACAGGUGUACCGGCUCCUCCCCUUCAGUCUUGCACAGGUGUACUGGCUCCUCCCUUCAGUCUUGCACAGGUGUACUGGCUCCUCCCCUUCAGUCUUGCACAGGUGUACUGGCUCCUCCCCUUCAGUCUUGCACAGGUGUACCGGCUCCUCCCCUUUAGUCUUUCACAGGUGUACCAGCUCCUCCCCUUCAGUCUUGCACAGGUGUACUGGCUCCUCCCCUUCAGUCUUGCACAGGUGUACUGGCUCCUCCCCUUCAGUCUUGCACAGGUGUACCGGCUCCUCCCCUUCAGUCUUGCACAGGUGUACCAGCUCCUCCCCUUCAGUGUACCGGCUCCUCCUCUUUAGUCCUGCACAUGUG
Messenger RNA from Staurois parvus, 432 nucleotides. The record is from the annotation of a GenBank genome assembly. NCBI's taxonomy places the organism in Eukaryota, Metazoa, Chordata, Amphibia, Anura, Ranidae.